AUGUCCAGUGUCUCGAACUCUCCAUCUUCCUCUGUUCACCGAACAGACCCUGACUAUGUCCCUGAUUCUGCUACGUCAUCCACUUCGUGUAUUACUACAAAGGGUGUGCCCACGGGUGAUGGUCCCUUUUCCCAACAGAUGUUACCUACGUCUAGAGAAAAGACCGUCCAUAUUAUUGAACAGACGCUCCCUGAAACGCCUCUGGGCUCCCCCGUUGUUAGCUCACCCAGCACCAGUGCUUUUGUAACCCCGGCUAUACCUAGUGCACCACCUUUGCUAACCCAAGAGAAUGCGCGUGCUAUGAUCCGUGAUGCCGUUCGCGAAGAACAGGCAUUAAUCGCCCCUCCGGCACCAGUCCCUGUCACUGGUAUACAACACGGCGUUCCUAGUACCCCGAUCGGUCCUCUUCCUGUUUCCCCAGUAUAUUCUGGGGCUCUUAAUAGUGUUGUCCAUUCCUCACCUUUCGUGCAGAUGCCUGGAUCCUCUCCGUACGUGCCACCCAUUCCCCCAAACUUUCCUUUAUUGGAGUCAGCUAUCCCUCAGUCGGUUCCUACGCAGCCGCUAAUAGGUGGGCCACAGGGUCUGGUCGUGGCUCCGUUCCAUAACUAUGGUACCCAUUUUUAUCCUCCUUCGUUGGCGCAUGUGCCUCAGGCUUACACUACACCAGUAGGUGUGUCUCCUUCACCGCCUGUCCAUUCCUCUCAGUCGAUGAACAACUCUCAUGCUUCUGCUGCAUCUUCCUCUGAUGCUACAAAUGCCGAGCAUUCCUCGGCCGGUCUUCAUGCUGAGUCUUUACCCAGCUCUUCUCCCCCUGGAUCUGCUCCUCUCAACGGUUCACAAUCCCCGUGUCUAUCUGAGCUGACAUAUUCCUCUCCAUCGUUAAACCGGUUUCCUCUGUCUGAAACGCCGACUCCGUCUGCAUUACCUUCCGUCACAUCUGCCUCUUCGUCUAGUGCCGUACAGAGCUUUCCUUCUGUCGCAUCGAAAGCCUCCACUGGUCCACUCACAUCGUCGUCGGCCCAUAGUGAUGUUGAAUUGGUCGGUAAACGGGUCUACAAUGAUGUUUCCCCGUUACAUGGCGUCUACCCUACCCAAUCGAACACCGCACGAUUGCAACGUCGUGUUCAGGUAUCUCCUUCCUUUAAACGAACUCAUGUAACUCCUCUGGAUCAUGAUCCCAGCAGCGCUACCAGUCCGUCUGAGUUACCUAAUGUCACUCAGCGUGAAGAACCUGCGGAGACUGAAUUUGCUGAUGCUAGCGACUUCCUUUUUGAGAAUGGCGACUCUGAUUCCACUGGAUUCAUGUCCUUGAAGGGCGCUAAAUACUCUGCUCCUGAUGAAUCUAAUAUGUUUGCUGUUGGAGAUUCGACCAUACCCGCAUAUAGUAUUGACGGGACAGUUGUCCCAUAUGGCGAUACUACAGACCAUUACUGUUAUAUGCUCACUGGCGGUAAUGCCGCUACUCGGGAAAACCCGCUUACGACUGCUCUAAGUGCACAGGCGCGUUUGAAUGAAUUUCCCAGAACCUACAAAGAGGCUAUGGGAAGUACGGACCACGAACUGUGGUCUGCAGCCUGUAAAAGAGAAAUGGACUCUCUUGUCCGGACAAAGCCGUUUGAAGAAAUACGUUUACCUCCUGGCAGAAAAGCGAUUCCGGCCAGAUGGGUUCUCAGUAUCAAAGACUCAGGACUGUACAAAGCUCGAGUUGUGGUGCAAGGCUUCCGUCAAACUGAAGGGCUUGAUUACGAUGAGACAUUUGCUCCAGUAAUCCGUUAUGAAUCGGUUCGGCUCUUCCUGGCGAUUUUCGCCUGUCAAGGGGUGAAGGUACAUCAAAUGGAUGUGGUAACAGCGUUUCUCAAUUCGCCGAUCGAUAAGGAAUUAUUUGUUAAGCCUCCAGUUAGUUACAAGAGUACUGGUGACUCAGUGUGGAAACUUCGGAGUGCCUUAUACGGCCUAAAGCAAUCGCCGUUGCUAUGGAACGAACACAUUAAAGGGAAACUGCUAACACAAGGAUUUACUCAACAUCCUUCUGAAUUUGGUCUAUAUUUUAGAAGAAGAGCCGGUAAGUUAUGUCUUAUCGCAUUAUAUGUUGAUGACUUGUUGAUUUCAAGCCAGUCUGACGCAGAAAUCGCUGCUAUAAAAAGGUUUCUGCUUAGUACUUAUGAGAUGAAAGACUUGGGGGAGGUAAACAAGUUUUUGGGCAUGAGUGUUGCUCAGACAAAAGGAAAAAUCACACUGAGCCUGUGCGAUUAUAUUACGAAGAAAGUCACUGAAUUAGGGUUGACAAAUUUUCAUCCCACACACACGCCACUCCAAAAACAUGUAGACUAUUAUGGUGAGUCGCCGUGCUCCAUGACCGCCUAUCAAAGUCUAAUUGGUACUCUGCUGUUUGUUGCUAAUUCUGGUCGACCCGAUGUUGCACACUCAGUGUCAUUUCUGUCCAGGUUCCUCAAAGAUUCAAGAGAAGUCCACUACAACGCGGCAAAAAGGAUAAUGGCUUACCUACACACCACCAAAAAUCAGGAGAUCACGUACCACAAUAACGGAAAACCAUAUCUGGAGAUCUUUACAGACGCAUCUUAUGCAGACUGUUCUAAUGGUCAAUCCACGUACGGUUACAUGGCUAAAUAUGGUGGGGGACCAGUGUCCUGGUGUUCAAAACGGAUCCCAUGCGUGGUAGUAUCCACUACAGAGGCCUUUGUUGCAGCAAAUGAAAGUGUAAAAGAGAUACUAUGGCUGGACGAAAUACUGGGAAUAUUAGGAAUUCCCAAAGAGAGACAUAUACUAUAUGUCAAUAAUGCUCCAACCAUAAAGAUGCUUAAGCACCCGGUUUUUCACUCUAGAACGAAGCAUAUACGGGUACGGUACCAUUUCAUCAGACAAAAUCUAUCUGAAAAAUUACUGAAAACAGAAUACGCCAACACGAGAAAUCAGAUAGCGGAUAUCUGUACUAAGAUGCUUGAGGGUCCCGAAUUUCAAUAUCUUAAAACAUUAAUUUUCGGCCGUGACUCAAACUCCGAAACAUGA
This is a messenger RNA of Huiozyma naganishii CBS 8797, 3027 nucleotides long. RefSeq lists its product as uncharacterized. Lineage: Eukaryota; Fungi; Ascomycota; Saccharomycetes; Saccharomycetales; Saccharomycetaceae. The record is from RefSeq and is a predicted model, not a curated record.